Messenger RNA from Syngnathus acus (greater pipefish), 396 nucleotides. Its product is annotated as NADH dehydrogenase [ubiquinone] 1 beta subcomplex subunit 1-like. The coding region runs from base 146 to 322 and encodes 58 amino acids. Lineage: Eukaryota; Metazoa; Chordata; Actinopteri; Syngnathiformes; Syngnathidae. Gene Ontology annotation, cellular component: mitochondrion. The transcript has 3 exons. The record is from RefSeq and is a predicted model, not a curated record.
AAGACUAAUUUAAUGUAUUAUUUAGAUGCCCUCAUCUUGUUUCCACAACCCACUUUUGUCGGGACAGAUGGUUCAGUCCAAUGUCCUCUGUCUGGUGAGUGUAUAGCAGAGGGCCGUACGGAGCUUUCUGUAAACAAAAGCAAGCAUGGUCAACAUUGCAGCUUUCGCCCGUGAGCACUGGAUGAACUUGCUGGUGCCCAUGGGUUUUGUGAUUGGAUGGUACCUUGACAAGCAACAGGACCAGAAGCUGACCGCCUUCAGGAACAAAAGUAUUUUAUACAGCAGGGAGCUGAAACCUGGUGAGGAGGUGACUUGGAAGUAGAUUUUAUAACCCCAGUGUUUGUCCACUCUUUCUGCGGUGUAAAUGGCUUAGGGUUGGCGCUAAAUAUUUAAAAA